Molecule: messenger RNA, 1493 nt
Organism: Papilio machaon (common yellow swallowtail)
Lineage: Eukaryota; Metazoa; Arthropoda; Insecta; Lepidoptera; Papilionidae
Product: venom serine protease Bi-VSP-like
Exons: 10
Coding region: 64-1446 (460 amino acids)
Biological process (GO): proteolysis
Molecular function (GO): serine-type endopeptidase activity
Source: RefSeq, a predicted model, not a curated record
UUAUUUCGUAGAAAACGUAUUUCGGCAACGUUAAUUUUUUUUUAAUAUUCUAUUAUAUUUACAAUGAAAAAAUUUACAAUAAUAUUGUUAUUUACUUUGCAAUUAGUGAAGUGUGAUGAAGAUUACGAGGAACGUGAAGGUGCCAGUUGUACGACCAAUACCGAAGAGGCUGGUGUUUGUAGAUAUUUUUUUGAUUGUGAAUACGCGAAAAAUCGAGUCAAAAGUAAGAAAAAAAUAAAGGAUUGUUUCUAUAAAGAUAACAAAAGAUAUGUCUGUUGUGUUGAAACAACAAAAAUAACACCAGUAACAAGUAACCCAUUAGAACAAAAACCUCCGGAACCAAUUACCGAAAGAGAGUUAGUCAAAUUUCUUAACGAAGGACUCUUGCAGAGCAACGAUAUUGAAUGUCGAUUCAAUGGUACAUUUCCUGUAAAAUGUUGCCGCAUUGUACACGACUUCACCACUCUGAAAUUCAACGAGCCACCUAAAUGUCCAGUACUGGAGAAACCGUACGCACGCAACAACUUGUCACCUCACCAAAGUGUCAUAUACGAUGCGUGUUACGCAUACUCGAGACUCGGAAGUAAAUGCCUGGUAAAUGAGUUUAACAGCGACUGGUACGUUCGAGACGACUGCCAGAGAUUCAGGAGCGUGAUAAAGAUAUCAGACGGUGAUCCCGCUAAGGUUAUGGAAUUCCCACACAUGGCAGUCCUCGGCGGUAAAAAAAAUCAGGCCAAGGAAAUCGUUUGGUUCGCCGGCGGGUCUUUGAUUAGCGAAUAUUUUAUUCUGACGGCGGCGCAUGCUGUGGGUAGCCGAGACGUUGGCGCUGUCAAAUACGCUUUAUUGGGUACUAUUUACAAAAAUGAUACUCGCAGCGGAGAACUCUACCACAUUGUGAAAAUCAUAAGGCAUCCUGAACAUAACUGGCAAACGAAGAAAAACGAUAUUGCCCUACUCAAGGUUCACACUCGUGUCGUGUUCUCUGAUUUCAUCCGACCAGCGUGUCUCACAUUCCCGGGCUCGAAGGAACACGAACACACAGCUUGUACUGUCGCAGGGUGGGGUAACAUGGGGGAGAGACAAAAUACAAGCGAUGUAUUACUAAAGGCGACGGUAUAUCAGGAAUAUGAUCACAGUAACUGUCAAAGGGUUUUGCAUCAAAAUUUUUUUGUAUGGGACAGUACGACUAUGAUCUGCGCAAAGUCAGGUGAAGCUCGGCCUAACCAGGACACUUGUCAGGGCGACAGUGGUGGUCCUUUGAUGACGUUGAGCAAACAAUAUGUACCUUGCUCGUAUUUUGUAGCAGGCAUUGUAUCUUGGGGUCCUAAAUGUGGAGUACAAAUGCAUGGAUCUUAUACAAACGCUUCCUACGACAAGUAUCAAGAAUGGAUAGUUGAAAACGUGUGGCCGCUGCAGCUGAAUGCUAGAAAAGUUAAUCUCUCUUAAACAACUAUUAAAUGAUAUGAAACUGAUCACUUUGUAUAUCGUUGUGA